CUUUGGCCACGCCUAGAUCCUGUACCACUUCCAUCCAUUUAAAAAGAAAAAAGUAGAACAGAAGAAAAGAUCUUCUUUUUAUAUAUAUACAUAUAUAUAUUUAUAUAUAUUUCCCUCCUCCUUCUGUGGUGCGUUUGUUUGCGUGUCGGCGCGUCCCGGCGGUGUAACCGGAGAGAGGGGCCUCACUGAGAGGGAAUGCAGGACUGCAAUGGAGCACAAUGCAAUACAGUGGGUGGGUGCUCCCUCCUGCCAGAGAGGCAGCUACGCCUUCUACAAGUCAGUGAGCAGCAGAGCUCAGCCUGACGGGCCGCUCCAGGUGUGGAAGCUCGGGGAGUUCUACUUCAUCCAAUGCGGACCAGAGGAUCCCGUCUGCAUCGCCGAGGUGACCUUGCUGUGGGAGGAUCAGGCUCGACGCCACCUGCUGGCGAGCACCAGGCUCUACUUCCUGCCUGAGGACACGCCAAAGGGCCGGACCAGGGAGCAUGGAGAGGAUGAGGUUCUGGCCGUGUCCAGGAAGAUGGUGGUACGGGUGGAGGACCUGGUGAAAUGGUCACAUGCAGAUCCAGCAGGGUGGAGCAGCAGCACAGAGUCUCCGCCGGUCGGGACGAACGGUGUCCACAAACCUCCACAGAGCAGCGACGGCAGCGAGCUGCAGAAAGUCAAAACUGAGGACGACCCGCUGCAGCGACAGACCAUAAAGGUGCUCAGCUACCCGCAGUACUGCCGCUUCCGCUCCCUGCAGAGACGCAUCCAGGAUGGAGCGAGGGGCCCCACGCUGCAGGACCCCCUCCUGCUGGCCCUCGGGGGCAUCAAGUUGCUGCCCAACGUCAGAGUCAUGUACUGCAGGGACACUUUCAACCACCCGACGCUGGAGAGCAGCGACUGCUUCUCCUGGCAGUUCAGGUGUCCAUCUUUAAGCCUCAGAGGACGACCCCGUAAGAGGAAAGGCCGCGACAGCAAAGACUCUCCCACCUCCGGCCAACCAGAGUCCUGGAUCGAACGGAUGAAGGAGAACGUGAUGGGCAGCGUGGAGGUGGGCUGUGAGGGCAGCUGGCUCCCCCACCCAGAGGAGCAGCUGUUCCUGGAUCAGCUCUUCGCCUUCAUGGAGCGUCACGGAUCUCCCAUCCACAAAGUCCCCAACCUGGGCUUCAAGAAGAUCGACCUGUUCCUCAUGUAUUCUGUGGUCAAACGGCUCGGUGGCUACAAUAAGGUGACUACAGAGCGCCUGUGGAAGGUGGUUUACAACGAGCUGGGCGGAUGUCCAGGCAGCACCAGCGCCGCCACCUGCACCAGGAGACACUACGAGAGGCUGAUGCUCCCAUACGAAGAGCACCUCAGAGCAGGAGGAGCAGAGUUUAAAAUCCCCGACAUCCCCCUGCCCUCCAAACCCCGAGGCAUACGAGGGCGGAAACCUCUUCCCAGAGGCAGGAAGCCUGGACCUAAACCCAAGGAGAAGAAGAUGGUCGAUCUUUCUCCUGCAGCUCCUCCUCUUCCUGCUCUUCCUGCUCCUCCUAUGAUGAGUCCUAACGGCGUUGUGGUGGUGAAACGAGGCAGAGGCCGUCCGCCGGGAACUCGUAACAAGUCCACGCUACUCGCUCAGGCCAAACUGCUGACUCAGCAGCAAGCGAAAGCCAAACCAGCGGCAGACUUGACGCAGGCGAGACCUCUGCUGCCCCCUAAAGGCCGAGGAGGACCGACACCCAGCAGCAUGCACAGGCCCAUCCAGCCGGCCCUCCUCCCACUCAUGCCCCUCACCCCAGACCUCUCCCCCAUGUCCGCUCCCUUCCUCUCCUUCAAGCCAGCAGAGCUGAAGUCGGACCGCGGAGACUCUGCGGCUCCUUCCUCCGGGGUCCUCCUCUCCGCGCUGCCUCACUUCGUCGGAGGCUCCUUGAGUGGUUUCAGCCCGAUCAAAGGCGUGUGUCCUCUGGACGUCUUCAAGAACCGCAUCAGCCUCCAGAGAAGCCCCGACAGCCCCGCCCAGACCCCCCAGGACCCCCCGGCGCAGCACCACCCGACCAUCUACACCCUCCAGCCCAAAGGAGGGAGCCCGGACACCCCUCAUCCCGGCACAGAGCAGCUGCAGCCCAGGCCCCACCAGCACCCCAACCACUGCUCCGGCUGUACCCUGGACGAGGGGGGCCAGAGAGGAGUGACCAGGGACGGCAGGGGCCGCCCCCCCCUGCCCCCGCUCCGCGUCCUGCCUCUGAACCUGGACUGCAGCGUUCAGGUGUGUGAGCUGAUGAGAAACCGCCACCUGGGCUCGUCCCAGCUGCAGACCUUCACCCGCCGGCUCUCCGAGGCCCUGUCCCAGGACCUAAACCCCAAGCCCCCCUGCUCCCCCAUCACCCCUCCCCCCGAGCAGGCGCUGCCCCUGAACCUCAGCAAACGCUUACCGCCCAAAAGAACCAGCACCGACGCCCCGGAGCAGAGUCUGCAGGCCGUCAACGGGAACGCAGACCCGUCGUCGGCGUCCAAGAGGUCCCGGACCAACUUCCAGGAGCAAGCCCAGGAUUUCAGCCUGGGGGGCCGCUCCAGCUCCGCGGCGGCUCCCGGCCUGCAGAACGUGGAGGCGAGGAACCAGGAGGAACCCGCAGACCUGAGCUCCCCCAGCAGGAUCCGGGCCUUCCUGCUCGGACUGCCGCCCUUCCAGGUGAAACUGGAGGAAGACCUGAACGGGACAAAGUUCCUGAAAAUCCCUCCCCCCGCUGAAACCAAAAGGACUGAGGUCGGAGAGGGAGGCGGUAAGACGGAGGUGAAGCAGGAGGAGCUGGUCGGAAAGGAGCAAAAGGAACAAGAUCCGGCGCUGUGUUCUAGUCCCGGUCCUGCUGAGCUGAAAGGAGCGGGACCGUCCAACAUGGACACACACUGUUUUUAAAGUUAUUCUUAUAUAUCAGGAUCCAUUCAGCUUCAGAGUGUGGAGAUUUCUCUAGAUCACGCGGCUCCUCGUUGGGAUGUUCGCCUCUACAAAAACAUUUAUCUCGCUAUAUUUCCGUUUUCUCUGGAGGAGCGUCAUCAAACAGAAUCAUGACAAUCACAGCUGAGUUUUCUGUUCCGACAAAGCGGGAGCACAUUUCCCUUCUGAACACUGCCAUAACCCUCCGUAACACUAUGAACUCCUCUCUCCUCUCCACGUUCCCACGAACGCUGAAACGGAGCCGCUGACCGUUAGGAUAAGAUAUCAGUGAAGGGUGAUGCUAUGCAUCAUGACUCCUCCAACAGCGUCCGCGGUGUACCGUCGUCUGCUAGUCCCAUUAUUAAAUUGCUCUCUACGUCUGUAGGGGAGAGACUUAUUUUCUGAUAAAGUGUUUAAAUGUAACCUAGGGCUCGAAAUGAAAAGCUGUCUUCACAUGUAUCCAGUUAAAGUGAAGCGUUGUAGUCCUGCUCGUUAGCUGAAAUAAAUGUACACGAACGUGCCUUAAACGGCCGGCGGCCUGCGUCCUCUCCGGCCACGCCCACACCCACCCCACACAGAGAUACCUUGGUGUUUGUGCCGUCUCCGUUCAGCAGCGGGUCCGCCUGCUCCCGUCAGCGUCUGCGUUCAGAUCCUUAGAUCCCACCUGUAGCUCUCCACCAGUCAGACUACCUCAGCUUCUUCGUUUCUUCUUCUCUCAUUUUCUUCCCUGUGUCAGGAUUGCGUAUAUCCCGCAGAAGUCCGAUCAUUUCAGUAAUCCAGUUCAGAAAGUCUUAACUCAUUCAUAGGUUGAUUACACACUGAUAAUAUUUCAGCUUUUAUUUCUGUUCGGUUUUUUUAUUAUUAAAGUUUUUAUUAUUUUUCAGAACAUAAGUAUAUAACCCCUCCCAACCCCCUCACAAAACAAAACAAAAACACCAAACCAGGCCAGCGCAUAUCAAAUCAAUAAGUUUCACAGAAAAUUGACAUUUACAAAUAUCCUCGAUGUUAGCAGAAACAUCCAUAGUAAACAGUAGCUUACAGUAAAUAAUACUUUCAAAACAGAUGUUCAUCAAAGAAGUUUACUUGUCCCAGUAUUGCAGGAAAGAAAGUAGUUCCAAGAUUUCUUGAAGUUGUCUAUGUCAUCAUUUAGCUUAGCCAGCAUUUGUUCAUAUGACACUAUUUCCAACAUUAAUCCCAACCAGCUUUUAACAUUCGGAACAGUUGAUCUGUUCGUUUUUUAAGAUUACAUUUGGUUUCUUAGAAAAACAUCUGAGCAACAGAGGAAGCAAAACUGUUUUAUUAUAAAGGUUUGGAUGAAAAGUACAUCCAUGUACGGGAGAGAACCACUCGGGCAACUGGUCAGGGCUCAUUUUUGCCUGAGUUGCUGCAUCAGUGCUGUGUUGCAUAGCAGCGAUCAGCCAGUGGAGCCUCUGAGGCGUGAAGGAGGCCCAGGUUGCUUUGCUAGUCACCAUCAGCUCAUCUGCUGCUUCUCUGUUGUUUACUCGCUAAUCAAGCACAGUGAUAGCGUGGUGAUUAAAUCCAAAGCUUACCCAAUUAAAUGCACACCUUACUUUCGGCUUAGGACUGCCUUUGACCACAGGAGCAGGUCAGUCAUUUGUUUCUUAGCUCGGGUAAGACAGUUCUUAUGUCUCUGGAGUGAAUUAACACGCUAGGGAAAACAGCGGUCGUAGCCGUUGUCCUCUGUAUGGUGGCUCUGAUCUUAGCUUCACAAUCCUUUCAGUUCUGCAGUCAUUUGUUUUUCCUUCCACUAAACUUUCCCAUUAGAUGCUUGGUUACAGCACGUAGUGAACAGACAGGCUCUGCAGCCACCGGCUUUUGUUGCCUACAAUAAUUUUGGAGGGUAUCAACUUCUGCCGAGUCAGCAGUCCUCCUCGUGAUCAUGUCGACCGUAACAUAACCUUUAGGCAUUAAAAUCUUUUUAUUAUUGUUAUUGUUGAAAUUUGGGUUUUUACUAGCUGGCAGCUGUAAGGCAAAUUUAUUUUAUAUAACACUAUUCAGUACAGAGACAAUGCAAAGUGCUUUACAUGAUUAAAAUAUAGGAAAAUAAAACAGAAUAAAACCAAGUAGGAAUAGAAUGUAGAAAUUAUGUAAUCAUCAAAACCAUCAGAAAUAAUUGAUCACUUUUUUGACGAGGAGUUUGACUUUAUGAACUGGAUUAUUAGCAUAAUAAAUGACUUCAGAUCCACAGGAAUGUCAGAUAAAGCAUUUUUUUACCAUUGGAAAAACUAAAAUGGAAUCAUUGUGCAUGAAAUAAGUUAAUUUUAGCUGUGUUCUUGUUCUCAAACAUCAAGGUAUCUCUUUAAAUCUGUCUUUCCUGUUUGCUUUUACAUAUGCUGGUUCGGAUUUGCACACCUACUGUACUCCUUUUGCUUUUUCAUAUUUAAGCCAGUUAUAUUUUGCCUUCUUCCAUUAUUUCUUGGUUUAUAUUUCAUUCGGACCGAUAGGUGCUGUUUUUUCUUUUUUCUUUUUCUCUAGUUAUUUUUUUCCUAGCUCAUAGCCAUGUUGUUUUUGGCUUGCUAAAACCCUAAAAAGUCGUCAAGUUGCAAGGCAGUAAAUCUUUAAUAGGUGGAAACAUUCACAUUGACUUGUCCACAGAGAAAAUAUUUUAAGGAAAUAUUUUAAAAGUAAAAAAAAAUGUGCUUAUUGGUGAUUAUUUUUUAUCAGAUUUGUUUGACUGUUGGUUCAAUGUGAAGCAGAAAUAUUUGUGAAUGAUUGCAUGAAAAACAAUGUGUACUCAGUAUAUGAGCAGACGCACCAAAGUGCUCCACCAGGCUCCUGUAUAAUUCUGUUAUUGAUGGUAUUUUUUUUACAAUUUGACUUUAUUCAUCUUUAUCUGUUUUCCUCCUUUAUUGUAAAGAAAAAUUAAUAACUAUAAAUGUCAUAUUUUCUUUAUUGCAGUCAUAUUUUUCCACAACAGGGUAACUACUGUAACUACUGUCUCACUCUGCUUCAUCCCUUCAGUAAACCUGUAUUUAUUGUUAGUAUGGGGUUUUCUGAAAACAACACUUAAGGUAAAGGUCCCAGAGGGCUUUAAAGGUAUAAGUUUGUAGAACAGGUCAACUAUGGAUGGUGGUGCUCACCGAAGAAUUUAAGUCUUGUUUUAUUAAGUGAUAGAGAUGUAAUAAAAACAAAGAAUUCUGGCCAUCCACAUAGCUUCUUUUAGAAAGUAGCUAACUAUCGGCGCUAGCGUUAAAACAUGCUAUUAUAAGCAUUAAGAACAGCGUCCGACUUUAACAUUUUAAGCUGCUUAUUGAGUUUUGUAUUACAUUAAAGUGUUGUUGACCUAGAAACUGUCGUCGGCAGAGAAGCUGUUACCUUACAGCGUUUGGAACGGUUUUCAUACAGUGGUUAGCUGAUCAUGCUAGCAUGCUAACGCUUUCGCUUGGUUGUGAGCAAAUAAACAGCACCUCAGGUUUUAAAGUUUGUUGUUUGGGUCAACCAUGCUUCUUCAGGCUUUCCAUGUUGUUGUGUUUUAAAUAUAUUGUAGGUAACUUAUACAGCUGUGGAUUAUUCCUGAGAUGAUGGGAUAACUUUGCUAGCUAGGAUUGCUAUCAGCUCGAGUUGUUUUAUUGUUUUUUUUUUUGUUUUUGUUUUUUUUGUUUUUUAUUCCAAAUUAUAAUUUUUUUCACAUCUGAGAUUACCCUACAUCAGCUAACAGCAGAUCAUGUGUCAGCAAACAUGCUAACAAAAAUGCUUUUAUUGAGUUAUGAUCAGUUCAUGGUAGCCCAACCUAUUUGGCUUUGGUUUUAUUGUGAGCUAUUGUUCACACUUUUUAAAAAAAAAAAAAAAAACAUGCUACAUUUUAUAAUGGGCUUUUAGAUAACUGGAACAUUUUAAGGGCCUAUAUCAUGCAAAAUCAACUUUCUGGAGCUUUUAGCUAAAUUGUGACGCUCAAAAUCAUGCCCAAAUUGGUAUUUUUGCUUGAUUCAUGCAUUUGUGAUUAAUCUUUGUGAAUUCUGCUCACAGCACAGCAGCCUCUCCCUGUCCUGGAAAUCGAGCGGCCUUGAUCAGUCUACGUAGAGCGGUCAUGGCCGCCCCUUCCAGGAAGUACCCACCCUGCCCAGAAAAUGUCACCAACGAGCAGUGGUGUGAGGCAGUGUGAUCAUUACAGCUCAAAGUUGAGACAAAUUGGCUUUUUUAGCACCUGAUCUGCACAGCAACAGCAACUGGUUUGGUUUGUUUUUUUUAACCAUACUGCUGCAGCUCUAGGGCGUCAUUGCAGUGAUGGCAAGCCUCUUUCUUCUGGGUUGAGCAAAAAUAUCACCAGAAAACGACUAACAUUGCAUAACAAAUAAUACUCCGUAGUGCCAAAGGCAAUAGUUCAUCAUAUAUAUGCCUCUAGUUGACUGUGGAAGGCUUAGAAAAGCAUGAUGUAGAACCCUCAAAAUGCCAGCUCUCCAUGCUUUGAUAAGAUAAGAUAGGCUUUAUUGAUCUCACAUUGGAGAAAUUGGCCUUUAACUGGUUUGCAUGGCACAGAAUCUGCUUUCUUCAGACUCUAGUUCACUUCAGACGUUUAAAUGUAAUUAUUAGACGUCAUUGCUAAAUCACGGCUUACUAGAAUAGUAAUAACUGUGUUAUCCCAGCAUGCUGAGGUUUAGCGGUUUCAUUAUUAUAUCUGUUCCAAAGAUUUUCUAUUGUAAUUAAAUGUUUUUCUAUCAUUUUUGUCAGCUCUUUUCUACACCUGGCCACAUGCCAACGGUUAACACUUUCAUGGUAGUUUAAAACGCUAUCGAACAGCAAACGUUUAAAACCUGCUGCUUUGCUCCGGCCGUAGGCUGUUCCAGAAACAAUCGGCUUCCUAGGCGACAUUGUUUUAAAAGCACCUAAAUUCCCAUAAGGAAGACUGGAAACGGGUUGAUUUAGGUGUUUCAUUUUGUUUAGAUAACCUCCAGGAAUCCUUAGCUUAACUUUAUCCCAGCAUUUGUUUGCCAAACAAAUUCGUAAAUUUUCUAAAUUUAAUGCUUUUGUAUUAUUAUUAUUAUUAUUGGUUUAAAAACCUAAACCUAAAUGUGCAAACUUGUUCCUUUAAAGUGCGUCUGGGUUUGAUCACUCUUAACUGGGUUCCUCCCGGUUAAAACGCAGCUCCACUGGACCAGUUUAUAGUCACCUGAUGGUUUGCUUUAGUUGUUUUGUUUCUUUUUUUCCAGGAUGUAUUAAAUAAUAAUGACAUGCCACUCUUUAUUUUUUCUUUCUGUAGCUUCUUAAAAUUAGUAUAACAUCUUUUUUUUGUUUUGUUUAUUGUUUGGAUAUUUAAGCUUAGUCUAGCCUAGUUUGUUUUCUUUGACAGGUUUCACAAUGUUUACAUUUUGUUAUGCAUGUUAUACAGACUUCUUACAGUGUUUUGCACACUACUCCAGCAUCGGUCUUGAACGGCACUGCUCAUUCAUGUAAAGUACUUAUAAGUGCCUGAUACUUAAAUUUGGAGUCGUUUGUAAGCGGAUGAAAGUUAAAUUUGCUCAUUAGCCUUCAUGCCAUCGACUUGAACAAGGCAUCCCAGUGUAGUCGAGCGUUGUUGAACUUUAUGGCCUUUGCGGGUUUUUGUCGAUUCACGCGUCGAGGAUGUGACGUGGGGGAAAACCCCGCGUCACCAUGACGACGCUCAGCUCCGCAUGUCGGACUGAACCGGACAUACAGGACUUAACGAAAGGGACACCGAGCGGCCGGUUGGACAUUCAUGAUUAUAAAUGAUCAAAAUAAAGGUGCUACAUGUCACAUUUUUA
Fundulus heteroclitus (mummichog) is the source of this 8634-nucleotide messenger RNA. RefSeq names its product ARID_ARID5 domain-containing protein. The record is from RefSeq and is a predicted model, not a curated record. The transcript is spliced from 12 exons. Lineage: Eukaryota; Metazoa; Chordata; Actinopteri; Cyprinodontiformes; Fundulidae. Bases 209 to 2875 code for a protein of 888 amino acids. Gene Ontology annotation, molecular function: transcription cis-regulatory region binding. Gene Ontology annotation, biological process: regulation of transcription by RNA polymerase II. Gene Ontology annotation, cellular component: nucleus.